Brassica napus (rape) is the source of this 1277-nucleotide messenger RNA. RefSeq lists its product as uncharacterized. The coding region runs from base 467 to 1120 and encodes 217 amino acids. The transcript is spliced from 6 exons. The record is from RefSeq and is a predicted model, not a curated record. NCBI's taxonomy places the organism in Eukaryota, Viridiplantae, Streptophyta, Magnoliopsida, Brassicales, Brassicaceae.
UAUAUAUGUUGGGAUCUAAAUAGUUUAUUUCCCAAGGUUAAGUGUCUUGCUUUUUGCUUGAUAGCACACCAAGUACAUAGAGAUGUGAGAAUGAGGUAUAUAUUAAGCUAUUCAUUGAUGGUGCACCAUAUACAGAACCACAGCUGUCAAUGCAGUCUGAUGUUGCAUAUCACGUCUUCUAUCUUCUUCAUCUAAGUUUCUUAAAUUUCAAAAUUAAAAUCUUAAAAAAGUACUCACUUUUUUUCUUGUAAUUAGUGUAAUUAGUAUAAUUAUUCUUGAGUUUAAGCAGGAAAAAAACGCUUAGAACGUGCAAAGUGCAUCCACCUUUUUUUCUUAAGAAGAAGACCGAGUCGCAGUUAUUCUUAUAAUUCAAUCAUCUUCUCAUCACCAAUUCAAUUCUUCUAUUGGCUCAUCUUCAGUUUCUUCUCCAUACGCCAAUUAAAGAGAUACAUAGUAAGAACCAGAGAUGGACUUUGUGCAGAGAAAAGUGAACAAUUUAGGAAGUAAAGUUGCUACUUUCCCUUAUAUUGAAACUAUUGGAAGAGCUCUCUUUUCCUCUUCCUUCUUCUUCUCUGCUUGGCAUGAUUACAUGGAGCUCAGCUCCAAUUGGGAAGGAGCACAGGAUUACUGGAGACCGAAGUUCGGAUAUUCAGGAGACCAGAUUAAGCAUCUUAUGGCUAUCAGUAUGAUAGUGAAGACGCUUGGUGGACUUGUCUUCAUCUAUGGCAGCUUCUUUGGAGCUUUCCUCUUGCUUCUACACCAAUUCAUUGUUACAAUGAUCCAUCACGAUUUUUAUAGUCAUCGUGUCGACAUUGAACAAUUUGGACUCCUUUAUCUCAAAUUGAAAAGGAUCUUGAAUGAAACUGUGUCUUACGACACCGUAAACAAUUUCUACAAGUCAAACUUUGACGAGCAGCAUGUUGAGAAUGUCAUAUCAAAAUUCCGUGAGCUUACGGAUCAGGCAACUACAAACUCUUCGUUGUUUGGACAUGCCGAGUUUGUUCAGCAUCUCUUAAGCUUCAUCAAAGGAUUGGCCGUAGUAGGGGCAUUGCUCUUUUUCUUGACAAUGAAACACAAACUCAACAAAGCUAAAAAAGAAUCCAAAGUAAAAACUGACUAAAACUAAGCCCACUUUCUUUUGUUUUCGAAACACAAGCCCACUUUCUAUAUAUUACUUUUCUUUAAAGAUUUCAUUUGAUUCCCUUUGUCUUUGUGUCUUAGAUUUAGAUCUAAACAUGGAAUCAUUUUUUGGCUAAUGAACAAACACUAUCUAUCUC